This is a messenger RNA of Panicum virgatum (switchgrass), 1176 nucleotides long. Its product is annotated as E3 ubiquitin-protein ligase EL5-like. NCBI's taxonomy places the organism in Eukaryota, Viridiplantae, Streptophyta, Magnoliopsida, Poales, Poaceae. The transcript has a single exon. The coding region runs from base 383 to 1045 and encodes 220 amino acids. The record is from RefSeq and is a predicted model, not a curated record.
AUAUAAUAAUAAUUCUCGAACGAUAGUGUCCCCCCCUUGAAAAAUGCUGUACGGUUGACACUUGACAGACAAGAGAUCAGCAGCCCCAUCAGCCGGAAUACAAUACACCAUCGCCUGUUUUACUCCGCCGGCGUUCCUGCUCCCACUCCCAGAGAAAACAAACACGCGGCUUCUUCUACCGUGUCCCCAUUGCCAUUUCGCAAGCCCAAACGAGCAACGACCUCGCAAAUUCACUAGAAUUUCUGCGAAUUUUACGGGCCCUACUCCUAUCGUCUUAUCAUGCCCAUACGCCGGCGAACGUGACCAGGGCGAGCUGUGAUUGAAUCAUCGGGUCAGGCUCCGACCACAGCCAAAGUCGAUCGCCGCGCCGGCCGUGCUCGCCAUGGACUGCUGCUUCCGCGUGUACGGGCUGGCCAUCGCCAACACGGUGUGCGUCGGCGGCACGGCCUUCCUCGUCUUCGCGCUCGUCAGGCUCGCGCGGACGCCGCACAGCGCGGGCGGCAUCGCCGUCGUCUCCGUCUUCCUCGUCUUCUGGCUCGGCGUCAACGCCAGCGUCUACCCGGCCUUCUGCGGCACGCUCUUCCCGUGGUCUGCGCUGCGGCGGUGCCUGGAACCGCCGCUCGGCGCCGUCCUCUGGCUGCUCCGCCUGCCGUCGCGGUGCGCGCGCGCGGCGCGGCGGCGUCGCCGGAGGAGCGACGCCGCCGCUGGUGGCGCCGCCUUGCCGCAGCACACGAUGCAAGGCCACCGUACUUAUACCAUCAGCGUGCUCCCCCGGGAGCCGCCCGUGCUCGGCGGAGCGCUGGCUGGUGCCGCCGCCGCCGCCAUCCCGGCGUACGAGCAGCCGGGUGACGACGCGCGGCCCGACGGCGCGCCGGACUGCGCGGUUUGCCUCGGCAAAGUGGACAAGGGGGAGAUGGUGAAGCGGCUGCCCGUGUGCCUGCACAUGUUCCACCAAGAGUGCAUCGACCUGUGGCUGCGCGACCACUGGACAUGCCCCGUCUGCCGAUGCAACGUCUUCGCACCGCUGCCGGACCAAGUAGUAUGACAUUCUUCAUCUUGCCAAUUCUUUUAUCUAGAGCCAUAAAUUGGCCUUGUAUGUACUAUAUGGUGAUUUGCGAGGAAAUGUACAGUUGAUUACUGUUUUGUUAUACAUGUAAAGGAAAAUGUAUAAAAGAA